Molecule: messenger RNA, 3777 nt
Organism: Eremothecium cymbalariae DBVPG#7215
Lineage: Eukaryota; Fungi; Ascomycota; Saccharomycetes; Saccharomycetales; Saccharomycetaceae
Gene: TOF1
Product: Tof1p
Exons: 1
Coding region: 1-3777 (1258 amino acids)
Biological process (GO): DNA repair; DNA replication checkpoint signaling; replication fork arrest
Cellular component (GO): replication fork protection complex
Molecular function (GO): DNA binding
Source: RefSeq, a predicted model, not a curated record
AUGAUUCAGGAGAGUGAUGUAAAGAAUAUUAGGCUUGAUGGGGGGGUUGGGGAUGUCUUGCCGGAGACUAUAUUGAAGGCGCGCAUUGCGUUGUUAGCCACUGCAAUUGGUGGACCGGAUCAUAGUUCAGAACAGGAACCUCCUCCUUAUCGAUUAGGAGAUGAUUGUUUGGCCUGUUUAAAGGAUUUGAGGAGGUGGUUUACACUUGUUGAUGAGAAGCAAAGACGGUGGGAUGUAGCACGGGCGGCAGCGGAGUUUAAGAUACUUGUUGAUGAUUUGAUUCCGAUUCUUGCUGACUGGGAGGAAAGAAGUGCCAAAGCUGUGAAGCAGAGUCGGAGGUCGGGAGGAACAGUGGGGGAUUAUUUUAGGAACAAGGGGUAUUACGAUAAGGUUGCACUGAAUGCAUUUCAGUUGGUGGUAUGGAUGACUUGGCCUAUUAUGUUGACAGAUGAAUCUUCUCAAAGCCAUAUAGCAAAUUACUCAGAUUUGAAAAAGCAUCAGUUGAUAUACAAGAAGAUGUUAUUGUCUUCUAAUGGCGGUAAAGUUGUGAAAGCAGCUAUUCGAUUGGCUUCAGAUAUCAUACGGAUAGAUAGGCUUCAGCGUUCCCCACGAGACAAUGCGCUUCUUCGUCUCGUUCUUAACUUUUUGAGAAAUAUCCUUGCCAUUGAACCCAGCGAAGUAACAAUUAGUAGUAAGCAGCGCACCGGAAAUAGAGGCGUUAGUGCUGCGGAGUUACUACCACCGAACGUGUCAAUGGAUGACAUAUCUUUGAAUAACGUUGUAUCGACAUUCCAACGGAGCAAAGUUUUUGCAUUUUUACUCACAAUUUCGAGUUCGAUUAACAGUGAAUUCGAUGCAGAGUACGUUAAAAUUCCUUUACUAGAGAUUAUCUUUUAUUUAACAAAGGAUCUCAGCCACGAUCAUUUAUUUAAGUGGCUAGAUUCGUCUGAGUCAUCAUUACCGGCAACUGUAGAUCAUCAGAACAAGGGUUCAUCAGUUGGUCAUAGACCAAAAGUGAUUUCACGCGCAGGAGAAGAGUUGAAUCAGUUACUCGUCAAGGAGCGUGACCUCAAGCGCUCACAAAUUAGAAUUUCAUCAACAAGGCACUCUCGUUUUGGUGGGUUUUUCUCUAUCCAAACACCUGACAACGUGCGGUUGACUGUAUCUAAUAGCCACAAUAUUUUAGAUCAAGAUGCUGCAUUGAAAACCUUGGAUAAUCGUAAAAAGUGGAAUAAAGCGGUGCGGAACCCUGCUGACAUUGUUCAGGGAGUUCCGAUUAGUUUUCUGAAUAGUGCUGCUUCAUCGACUUAUGUUACACAGGAGAACGCUAAAUGUCUCAAGCGUUAUCUAGACGGCUUUAUUACAUCUUCUUUUAAUAUUCUAUUUAAGUUGAUUGCGGAUCAUUUCACUACGGAUGAGUCGAACCAUGUAAUGCUGAAUAAAAUCCAUUUUUUGUUGUCAUAUUCAUGGUUUCUAAAAUACCAUAGGAUCAGUAGUGAGAAAUAUAAUAUAAUUGAUCCCAUUUCUGUCUCACAGGCUUUGCAAGAUACUUGUUAUAUUCUGUUGCCUAAGUUUCUCAGAGAGUCGUACGAACAAAAAAAUUGGGCUGUUGUGCAUGCUGCACUGUUGGCUAUCACAGAGCUUCUGAUGUAUCUUAAUCAAUUGGAUAACCCAGAAUGUGAAGACACCGUCGAUGAUAUAAUGAGUCGUAUGUUUAGUGAUGAAAAUAUUAAAUUAUUGUCUAACAUACCCAAAUCAGCAUCUUCACAUUCACCACAGUAUGUGAGAGCCUGCGUUAACUUAAACGACACAAUAUUCAAAACUAUAGAGAAAUAUGAGCGUAAUAACAAAACAUUGACUACAAAAAGCUUCGGGAGAUAUAGAGGUGGUCGGUUUACCGCCAAGAUGGAUAGUUCAGCAAAUGAAGCUUCUAAACAAGGGACCGCGCAAAAUGAAGAUCAAAAUAAUGAGGAAUCUUCCAAUGAUGACAGCGAUAUAGAGGAAAAAAGUACAUUUAGGAUGGCUCAGAUAAAUUUCCAAAAAGUGUUAAACGCAUAUAUAUACGCUGGAACUAUUGAUACUUACGUUAAGUUUCUCCAACGUUACCAAGAGUUGGAGGGAGAUGAUAUCAAAAAAGUUAUGCGAUUCUUAAAUUACGUUACCAUCGACGUUCAAGAGGAAACAUUUCUGUUCAGAAUUGACUUUAUUAUUCUAUUAAAGGACAUGUUAAGUCCAAAUGGAUUAGACUAUGGAUCAAAGAAUAGGAAAUAUGUUCUCGAUUUCGCAACCCAUUUCAUGUCAAGGUUAAAAGAAAAACUAAAAAAGGCCCCUUCUUGGUAUGUCAACCUAUUAUUUCCUAAUUUGCACGACCGUCAAUUAGGGCAUUAUAUGCGGUACGGCGAGCAUAAACCUAUUAUUCAAGGUCUCCGCCGUGUUGCCUGCCCAACCCAGUUUAAACCCAGUAAUGACCACAAUUCUUUGUCUGGAGGGCAGCCGAUAGAUUUCAAAUUAGGAAUACUGGUAUCAACACUUAUCGAUGAAGGUAAAAGAGAUUUCGUUACUCAAAUACAUGAAAACUUCACAAGAACAUUAGAGUCAUACAAAGAAGUUGCUGGCAAAGAAAUACAUGAAAGAUUGACCUACCCACGAAGUGACUUCCGAAGUGACAUGUGUGAUAUGAAACGGGCUCUUCUUUUUGACGGCGAUAUACGUGCUCUGGUCCUUCUAUUAGGCUAUCACCUUCCAUUUUCUGAGAAAGAACAAUGUUAUAUGGGCGGUCAAUAUAAUUUACUAGAAUUGGACAAUAUAUUAAGCGUACUGGGUAAGUAUUUACUUAUCCCAUUCCAUACUCCCAACGGAUUACAAUCGUCCUCUUAUUUAGUUCGCCCAACCGUGCCCCGUGGAGGUAUUGCGCAUAAUGAUACUGUGGAGAACUUAACAGAUUACCCUGUAAACGAUUCUCAAAAUAUUAAAGCUAAUGACAAAUUAGACGACUAUAGCGAUCGUUAUUUUCAAGAUCUGGAACGCAUUGAGGAAAGGCUCGCUGGGAAAAAACUUCCUAAAGGUACGGCGAAAGCAAAAGCGAAAGCAAAUUCCAAAAAGGGAAAGAAAUCCAAGGUCAAGCAGUUUGGUGUAAAUGAUGAGCACCUGCCUCGCAAUAUCGACAAGAAGUUACAAAUUGUUAGCAAGGAGUUGAUAAGUGACUCCGAUGAUGAAGAUAAUCUACUUCUGAAUCCCAUAUUUUACGAAAACGAAAUGUAUUUGAGGUUCCUUCUUGACAAACACAAUGGGCAGCUUCCAGCUGAUAUGUUUGCCGCAUUUUCCAGAUUUUCAAACGAGAGACUGCAAAAUGGAGGCACUACAGUGGGAGAUUACAGCACAUUAUUUAACGGACCAGUACCCCAGCUGGGAGAUAUAACGUCUCAUGAUAAAAAUGGUUCGCGGAGUACAUCAAAGUACAUGUUAGAACCCAAUACUCGAAAUAAAUUCGAUAAAAUAACAAAUGACUCAGAUUUGAGGGACUCUCCAUUCAAUGAUGAUGGACUAGAAGGUUCAAAAAACAUAGAUGUACCUUUGAGCGAUUUUGAGUAUGACAGUACAUCGCCAUCGAAUUCAAUCCCGCCAACGGAUACUGUCUCGACGGUGUCAGUUCAAGUAGCUUCAGUACAGUUACCAAAAAAUACAAAAGGUCGAUCAUAUAAUGAAAGCGAUUCUGAUGAUGCUGUGGUCCCUCGAAAGAAGUUGCCAAGAUUAAUGCUUUCAGAUGAUGAAAGCUGA